AUGGACAAAAGCCUUGUGAAAGGUGUAAGAGGAGAAAAAAAAUUGCCUCGUGCAGCUAUAAACAAGGACUCUCCUAGAGUUAUCUUGCCCUACUAUAAUCAACCAUUACAUGAUUCCAAUAAACCAUUGCAAGGCUCUUCUAUAGCUGACUUGCCCAACUGCAAUAAACCAAUUUCAAACAUAAAUUGUCACGUAAAUGUUUCUCAAGUUCAAGUACCCAACGUGAACGAUCAUUUAUUUACAGCAUCUGAGCCCCAAUUACCUUUGACUGCUUCUUAUAAUGUUAAUACACCUUGUUACAAUAAAGAAUGGUCAUUGUCAUUAAAUAUAAAUUCAUUACAAGGCCCAGCAUUAAACAGAGAAUUACAAUUGUUAUCAAAUCAAAACUGUCAUUUAAAUUCAUCAAAAGCAUCAAGCAUUUAUCAACGCCAUCAUGACUACCAAAAUGUAGAUAAUCAUUUAAACUCAUCUAAAGACUGUUUCUGCCAAUUAUCCAACCCGCUUAUCGAAAUUGAUAUGUACGCUGAAUCACCUCUAGAUAUGGGUCAAGUGAACACGUGUUUUGACACCAGUUAUCAACCUCCACUUCCUUCGAUUUUUGGAACUUAA
This is a messenger RNA of Dentiscutata erythropus, 609 nucleotides long. Lineage: Eukaryota; Fungi; Glomeromycota; Glomeromycetes; Diversisporales; Gigasporaceae. The record is from the annotation of a GenBank genome assembly.